Molecule: messenger RNA, 1619 nt
Organism: Panicum hallii
Lineage: Eukaryota; Viridiplantae; Streptophyta; Magnoliopsida; Poales; Poaceae
Exons: 3
Coding region: 207-1367 (386 amino acids)
Source: RefSeq, a predicted model, not a curated record
CCCUCUUCCACCACCGCAUUCCGGCAAAGCAUCAGCGCGUCACCACUGCUCAGCUCGCAGUAUAUAGCUUAGCCCAAGACCCAACACGUUUUAACAACCACCACCCUACUGCGUCCUCACAAAGCCUCUUCUUCUAGUUGUAGCCGCAACAACACCACCACACGACCCAAUCCACUCUUCCAUUCAGAGCUCGAGCUCCAGCUCCAAUGGCCGCAGGUGAAGGCAAGCGCGAGACGCGCACGGCCAGCGUGGCGGCAAUGCACGCGUGCUUCGGCGUCCUCCGGCUCAUCUGCGUGGCGUGCGCGAUCGACUGGCUGUCGGGGGCCGGGAGCACCCCGGCGGCGCUGGUGGCGCUUAUGGCGGCGGCGAUGGCGGCGGGGUGGUUCGCGAACGCCGUCCGCCCUCCGCCGCCGACGCCGUGCGGGACGCCAGGGGGCCCGCCGGUGACGGCGCCGAGGGCGCGGAUGCGGGACGGGCGGUACCUGGCGUACGCGGAGUCCGGGGUGAGCCGGGACAGGGCGCGGUUCAAGGUGGUCUACUCGCACGGAUUCUCCGGCGGCCGCAUGGACUCGCCCCGCGCCUCCCAGGAGCUGCUGGAGGAGCUGGGCGUGUACAUGGUGGCGUUCGACCGCGCCGGGUACGGCGAGAGCGACCCGGACCCGCGGCGGUCGCUCCGGAGCGCGGCGCUGGACGUCGAGGACCUCGCCGACGCGCUGGGCCUCGGCGACAAGUUCUACCUCAUCUGCUCCUCCCUCGGCAGCCACGCCGGCUGGGCCGCCAUCAGGUACAUCCCGCACCGGCUGGCCGGGGUGGCGAUGAUGGCGCCGGUGAUCAACUACCGCUGGCGCGGGCUGCCGCGGGGCCUGGCCCGGCAGCUCUACCGGAAGCAGCCUGUGGGCGACCAGUGGUCGCUCCGCGUCGCCUACUACGCGCCGUGGCUGCUGCACUGGUGGAUGAGCCAGCCAUGGCUGCCCACGUCCACCGUCAUCGACGGCUCCGGCACCUUCCCCAACGCGCUCGACGAGAAGAACCGCGUCAUGGCGCUCUCCAACGGGAUGUUCCACCAGAGGGCGAGGCUGGCGACGCAGCAGGGGAUCCAGGAGUCCUUCUACCGCGACAUGGCGGUCAUGUUCGGGAGGUGGCCGGACUUCGAGCCGACGGACCUCGAGGAGCCGCCGUUCCCGGUGCACGUGUUCCAGGGCGACGAGGACGGCGUCGUGCCGGUGCAGCUGCAGCGCCACAUAUGCCGCCGGCUCGGCUGGGUCAAGUACCACGAGCUCCCCGGCGUGGGGCACUUCAUGUCGGCGGUGCCAGGACUCGGGGACAGGAUCGUCAGCACGCUCCUGGCGGCGCCGGCGUCGGCGUAACAGCUCGAGGACGGCAUCGUUUUUCGCAUCUUGCGUGUACUAGUAGUAUAUGACUGAUCUGCUGUAGGUACAAGCCUAGAAGCAAACGCUGAAGAAAGGCAAUUCCUGUGAGCUCAGGCACAGGUUUAGCCUCUGCUAUAUUUGUGCAAAGAAACUGAAGAGCAGAAGGGACCUUUUUAUGUAUCAUGAGGGGUAUUUAACUCAGUGUACAUAAAUAUUUAUCAUCAUCUUAAUCAGAAAAAUAAUUUCAUC